UACCAGUAAACAAUUUUCAAAAUCAAUUCUGUCACUUUUACCUUUAUAAAAAACAUUCUUAAAAUAUGUUCCGAGCAUACAAAGACCUACAAGACGUAAUAUCAGCUGUAAUUACCUGCACAAACGAAAUUAUGUUAGUGAGCGAUGUGGCGAACGAAUUAUAUAUACCAUUUGUGAAAGCUCCAACACAGUCCUCUUGGUCCCAAGCCAUGACCAAAGAAACGAACGAUCUUUUCGGAGAUGUACCUGUAAACAAAGUGCUGAGACUGAACAAGGUCUAUCUCCCGGAUAAAUCACCACCUUACGCCAUGCAUUGUGUCUACCACAUGCCUAUCAAUGCCGAUCAGAAAAACAAAUCCAAGAAUACCAUGGGAAAAUACAAAGGAAAAGUCAAAUGGGUUAAUGAAGCGGACUUAACAAAACUCUGGACCACCAAAAGUUUGAAAACUCCAGAGGUUUACGAAUACUUCCACAUGGCCAAAGGCAGUAAUCCUCCGAAUUAUGUCCAGCCCGACAAUAUGAUUAUUAGAGGUAACGUCUUAGAAGUAUGUGAUGACAUUAUCGUCACCGUCAGAAACAACAUGUAUGAAAAUAUGGUUGUUGCUUCAGACUACAACAAAUCUAUUCAAGAAUGUCUGUUGAAAGAGUUUUUUCUUACUGCAUUUCCGGCUACACAAUUAGGUCACAGUACUUUUCUAAAGAUUGUGUCUAAUUUUGGUUGGUCCAGAGAUGAUGCAAUACAUUUAUUCAGGGCAGCUGAUAUGAAACGCCGAAGAGGAGUUUCGUUUAGAGAGAUUCUUUACAUGCUUGCAUCGCUAGAUCCUAAGGUUAAUCUGGUGGGUCCUUUAGUUGAGCCAAGAAGUUAUUACGUUUUUGGAUAUUUUGAUAAAGACGAAGAUGGAAUACUAAAUGCUUCGGAAUUUAAAACAUUUAUAUUAGAGUCAAGGAAAGCGAGGAAAAUGGCGGUUGAUCCAUCUAAUUUGCAAAAAGACUUAGAUGAGACCUACAAGGCACUGGGAUUAUCCAUUGGAGCAGAUGUAACUAUGAACGAAUUUGUCAAAGCGUGCAAGGAUAAUAGGAUUAAAGGAAUUCCCGUAAUGUUAAAAUCUCCUAUGGACAUGCAAAAAUUCAUAAGUAAUCGAAGUGGGAUACUAAGCAGUAGUCCUAAUGCUCCAGCUAUUGAUUCAAAAGUAUCUACAGUGGUAGCCAAUACCGGAGUUUCCUCAAAAGAUUUCGAACUAGCUGUGCACACAAUCAGAAUAAACAAGGACAGCAAUCAAAUAAACGUUGAACAAGUUUUUAGUGUUCCAGAAUCAGCAUCUACAAAUACAAUGCGGAGACCCUUGGGUACCGAGGUAGAUAGAAAGGCAUCAAUUGAUGUCUUCAGUCCCAAUUCGUUUAGCAACGAUGUUUUGAAAGCGCUUCGAUAUUUAUGUCCCUUAAACAAGAAAUUGUUAAAUCCUGCCAAAAAUGAAAAGCCUACAUACAACUGGGGGCAACUUGACGCUCAAUCUUUUAUUAGAAACUUAACAACUGUCGCGAACAUGGCGAAGGAAAUUUUCAGAAAAGAACCCAGACUUUUACAACUUACUUCUCCAAUGUAUGUCAUGGGAGAUCUUCAUGGGAACGUUUUUGAUUUGUUACAUUUUGAAGGGACAUUGUGGCAUCUGGGUGCUAACUUAUGUCCCUGUGAACUUCUAUUUCUUGGCGAUUAUGUUGACAGAGGUCCCUUUAGUAUAGAAGUUAUAGCAUAUUUAUUCGCCUAUAAAAUACAGAAUCCUCACAAAGUUCAUCUGCUCCGAGGUAACCACGAAAUUAGAGAUGUUCAAAAGAUGUUCACAUUCUACGGGGAAUGUUUGCUGAAGUGUGGUGAAAAAGUUGGAGCAGAUCUAUGGAACACUUUAAACUCAGCCUUUGACAAUAUGCCAGUGGCAGCUGUAAUUGAUUCGAAGAUUUUUUGUUGUCAUGGUGGUUGUCCACCUCCUUGGUUAUGUCCUGUAAUUUCUGCCAUUAAUGAUAUACCAGUAACAUUGAACCAACCGAAUCAACAAAGUUCUUUGGCUUGGGAAAUUAUGUGGAACGACCCAGUCAAACCAAAACAAAUGAACGAUAAACUAAGUAUGGAACUGAUGGCGAAUGAAGGUUUUGCUGUAAAUGCUAGACGAGGAACUGCUCACGUUUUUAGCGCUGAAGCUUUAGACAGAUUUUUGAAGGCAAACAAAUUAACUCACUUAAUUAGAGCUCAUGAAGUUGUCCAAGCAGGAUACUAUAUUCAACAAAAAGGUAAAAUGGUCACCAUCUUUUCAUCCUCAAAGUACUGUGGAGGUGAGAAUGAAGCUGCUUGUGUGCUUGUAGAUCAGGCAAAAUUACGUAUUUUAAGAUUGGCAAAGAAUGGAUAAAUUUAUAAAUACAUAUUACAAUAUACAAA
This is a messenger RNA of Aethina tumida (small hive beetle), 2428 nucleotides long. RefSeq lists its product as uncharacterized. The transcript has 14 exons. The coding region runs from base 66 to 2399 and encodes 777 amino acids. The record is from RefSeq and is a predicted model, not a curated record. Gene Ontology annotation, cellular component: nucleus; cytoplasm. Gene Ontology annotation, molecular function: protein serine/threonine phosphatase activity. NCBI's taxonomy places the organism in Eukaryota, Metazoa, Arthropoda, Insecta, Coleoptera, Nitidulidae.